Molecule: messenger RNA, 528 nt
Organism: Dovyalis caffra
Lineage: Eukaryota; Viridiplantae; Streptophyta; Magnoliopsida; Malpighiales; Salicaceae
Source: the annotation of a GenBank genome assembly
AUGGCUUCAUCAACUCUCCUAACCCCAACAUCCAAACUCAAACCUCUCUACCCCAUCAAACCCAAACCCAACUCCACCACAGCACUUCCACCGCCACCACCACCACUGCAACAACCUCAAAACCACCACCUCCGCCGCCACUUCCUGUCCUUGGCCACCGCCAUUCUGACUUCUCCAUUGGUCCCCCCAAUCGCUCCAGCUUUUGCAGCAUCGGAUGAAGAGUACGUGAAAGAUACUGAAGAGGUGAUCAAAAAGGUCAGAACCACCAUAUCCAUGGACAGGAGCGAUCCUAAUGUAGCUGAAGCAGUUGCUGUUCUUAGAGAAACUUCAAACUCUUGGGUGGCGAAGUAUAGAAGAGAGAAAGCUUUAAUCGGUCGGGCUUCUUAUCGUGAUAUGUAUUCGGCUUUGAAUGCUGUGUCGGGGCAUUACAUCAGCUUUGGACCGACAGCUCCCAUUCCAUCCAAGAGAAAGGCCAGAAUUCUUGAAGAGAUGGACUCUGCGGAGAGAGAUUUACCAAGGGGCAGAUAG